AUGUGUACAUCUAAAACCAUAGUUCUUGGUCUCUUCAUCGCAACACUCACAGCGUCUUGCAACGUCACAGCAAACCCACUUUUCCCCGCGAUUUUAAUCUUCGGCGACUCAACCGCAGACACAGGCAACAACAACUACCAUUCACAAGCCGUUUUCAAAGCUAACCAUCUCCCUUACGGAGUUGAUCUUCCCGGACACGAAGCCAACGGAAGAUUCUCUAACGGAAAGCUAAUCUCUGACGUCAUCGCCUCCAAUCUCAACAUCAAAGAGUUUGUUCCUCCGUUUCUACAACCGAACAUCUCCGACCAAGAUAUUGUCACCGGAGUCUGUUUUGCAUCCGCCGGUGCUGGAUACGAUGACCGGACCUCGCUAUCGAGCAAGGCCAUCCCCGUUUCACAACAACCAACCAUGUUCAAGAGUUACAUUGCUCGUCUCAAAGGCAUCGUAGGAGACAAGAAAGCCAUGGAGAUCAUCAACAACGCUUUAGUUGUCAUCAGCGCAGGUCCCAAUGAUUUCAUCUUGAACUUUUACGAUAUUCCCACGAGGCGUCUCGAGUAUCCUGAUAUCUAUAGUUACCAAGACUUUGUGCUCAAGAGAGUUGACGGAUUUGUUCGGGUAAUGUCUCAAAAUGCUUUUGUUUUCCUCUAG
Molecule: messenger RNA, 648 nt
Organism: Microthlaspi erraticum
Lineage: Eukaryota; Viridiplantae; Streptophyta; Magnoliopsida; Brassicales; Brassicaceae
Source: the annotation of a GenBank genome assembly